Messenger RNA from Sceloporus undulatus (fence lizard), 3663 nucleotides. RefSeq names its product procollagen-lysine,2-oxoglutarate 5-dioxygenase 1 (gene PLOD1). Gene Ontology annotation, cellular component: endoplasmic reticulum. Lineage: Eukaryota; Metazoa; Chordata; Lepidosauria; Squamata; Phrynosomatidae. Gene Ontology annotation, molecular function: iron ion binding; procollagen-lysine 5-dioxygenase activity; L-ascorbic acid binding. The transcript has 19 exons. Gene Ontology annotation, biological process: peptidyl-lysine hydroxylation. The record is from RefSeq and is a predicted model, not a curated record. The coding region runs from base 127 to 2325 and encodes 732 amino acids.
UGCGUGGCACAGCAUCCCUAGCCUGGCUGGGGAGGGACUUGGGUCUUUUGGAGGGCUGCAUCCCAGCUGCUUCUCCUUGUCUCUCCCCCCAAAAAAGCAGUAAAAAGAAGUAAGAUCAGUUCUGCAAUGUUUCCCCACUUCCAGGCCAUGCUCAUGCUCCUGAUGCUGCUGUUCCUGAUGCCCCCAGAGAACAACAGUGCCAAGCAACAGCAAGAUGAUUUAUUGGUUCUCACUGUGGCCACGAAAGAGACAGAAGGCUUCCGACGGUUCCAAAGAUCCGCUCAGUUCUUCAACUACGAAAUCAAGGUCCUAGGGCUGGGCGAAGCAUGGCAUGGCGAAGACGAUAAGAAAACGGCAGGAGGCGGGCAGAAGGUCCGUCUCUUGAAAUCGGUUCUUGAAGAAUACGCAGACAAGGAGGAUUUGGUUAUCCUCUUCACGGAGAGCUACGACGUUAUCUUUGCAUCAGGGCCUGCAGAACUCCUGAAGAAAUUCAAACAGGCCAAGUCCAAGGUUGUCUUUUCGUCAGAGACGCUCAUCUAUCCGGACCGGCGGUUGGAAGCCAAGUACCCUCAAGUCCGAGAAGGGAAACGGUUCCUCGGAUCUGGAGGGUUCAUCGGUUAUGCUCCAUUUCUGAGCAAACUUGUGGCAGAUUGGGAGGGCCCUGACAGCGCUAGCGACCAGCUGUUUUAUACUAAAGCUUUCUUGGAUCCUGAAAAGCGGGAAAGCAUCAAUAUAACUUUGGACCACAGAUGCCGGAUCUUCCAAAACCUCAACGGUGCUCUAGACGAGGUGGUUCUGAAAUUUGAAAACGGCCGAGUGAGAGCGCGGAACUUAGCCUUUGACACCCUCCCGGUUCUGAUUCAUGGCAAUGGGCCGACCAAGUUGCAACUGAACUACCUGGGCAACUAUAUUCCUCAGACCUGGACCUUUGAAAUGGGAUGCGCCGUUUGUGGCGAAGGCUUGAAGAGUCUGAAGAACCUGACGGAGGAUACGUUUCCCAUGGUUCUCAUUGGUGUCUUCAUUGAGCAGCCAACGCCGUUCCUCAGCCAGUUCUUCGAACGGCUUCAGAAGCUCCGUUACCCGAAAAGACGGAUCCAGCUGUUCAUCCACAAUCGUGAAGAGCAUCACCUCUCCCAGGUGAACACAUUUGUGAAUGGACACAGGGAGGAAUAUCGCUGGGUCAAAGUGGUUGGACCAGAGGAUCGCGUGGAAAAUGCCGACGCUCGGAACAUGGGCAUAGAUCUGUGUCGACAGGACCCUGUUUGCGAAUACUACUUCAGCCUGGAUGCCGAAGUGGCGCUGAAGGACCCAGAUACUUUGCGGAUCCUCAUUGAGCAGAACAAGUUGGUGAUUGCGCCACUUGUGUGCCGCCUUGGAAAGCUGUGGUCAAACUUCUGGGGUGCUCUGAGUGCUGAAGGCUACUAUGCCCGCUCUGAGGAUUACGUGGAUAUUGUUCAGGGACGAAGAACCGGCCUCUGGAAUGUCCCAUACAUCUCCAGUGUCUACUUGAUCGACGGCAGCAUCCUGAGAUCCCAACUCACACAACCCGCGCUUUUCCGCAGUGGCAAACUGGAUGCAGAUAUGGCUCUUUGCCACAACAUCCGGGAACAGGGCAUCUUCCUGUUUGUGACAAAUCAACACCAGUUUGGACACAUCCUGUCCCUGGAAAAUUAUCAGACGACGCAUCUGCACAACGAUCUUUGGCAGAUCUUCAGCAACCCAGAGGACUGGAAGGAAAAAUACAUUCACGAAAACUACACCGCCGCCUUAAAAGGGAAAUUGGUGGAAACGCCAUGCCCAGAUGUUUACUGGUUCCCUCUCUUUACGGAUGCGGCUUGCGAUGAACUGGUCGAGGAGAUGGAGAAUUUUGGCCAGUGGUCAAAAGGAGACAACACAGAUACCAGGAUCCUGGGAGGAUAUGAAAACGUCCCGACCAUCGACAUCCACAUGAACCAAAUCAACUUUGAGCGGGAGUGGUACAAGUUUCUCCUGGACUACAUUGCGCCCAUCACCGAAAAGCUGUACCCAGGAUACUACACCAGGACCCAGUUCGAAUUGGCCUUCGUCGUCCGGUACAAACCCGAAGAGCAGCCAUCACUGAUGCCGCAUCACGACGCCUCCACCUUCACCAUCAACAUUGCCCUGAACCGCGUUGGGAUCGAUUAUGAGGGCGGAGGUUGUCGGUUCCUGCGCUACAACUGCUCCAUCCGUGCGCCCCGGAAGGGCUGGACUCUCAUGCACCCGGGCCGCCUGACGCAUUACCAUGAGGGCCUGCCCACCACCAAAGGGACCCGCUACAUAGCGGUCUCCUUCCUCGACCCUUAGAGCCACCUCUUCCAUACGGAGAUAAAGCAUGUGAGAGGGACAGAGAGAAAGAAAUGGGGUUCUAUUCCUGCUGACUUUCCAUUUCAACCGGAAACCUCUGUGGGGAAUGAGAAUCCUUGGCUUUACGAACAUAUUGGACAUAUUGGGAUACAGAUCUGUUGCGUCCUUAAGACCGUGCAGGUAGUACCUAGGUUGCAAAGCUGCCCCUUGACAAUCUCUAGUUCCAGAAUAUAAGUAUGCCAAAAUUCCCCAUCGACCAAAGGUAGUGUGGUACCCAAGGCAAGGAUGCUUCUGCUGUCUCAUUUGCUAUCCUUAGUUCUCAGAUUAGAACGGGACGCGAUCCCCCACCCAGGCAUUUUGUGCCAGUCUCGUUGCGGCACUUGUUUCCAUAGAGUUUCCCCAACAAAUUCGGUGCCUCCUACCCAAAUCCUCAUCCCUAAACGGUGCCCAAAAUGCUGCCAGUCGAGGUGCCCACUUCUCUUUCCUUCCUGUAACUCUGUCCCAGAACAUUCUCAAACCAGAACAUUCAAAUGGCGCAUCCCUCUUCUUGCCCCAUAGCAGUCAACAUCUAGGCAUAAACUAAACCAUUGGACAAUGUGAUGCUCUUGUCUUGGCACCUUUGCUAGAAUUGGUCUCUUUCUCUCUGGCCUGGCUUUAGAGGUGGCAGAAUGGACGAUGGUCACUCCGGAAUGAAAACUGAGGACUCCCCAUUUUUAAAAAGAAGCAUAAAGCAUUACUUGCAUGUAGGAAGCGAGGCCUAAUCUUCCUUAAAGCGAAGACUAGCUUCUCUCCUCUCCCCAAAGUUCUCAUUCUUGGUGGGUUCCCAUUAACUUCUGCUCUCCAGAAGGAACUUCUCAGAUCGAAAACGGUGUUGUUAUUUCCAGAAGGAAGUGAGGCAGUGAACCAAAGACUAGAUCCGUAAAAUGAUAGAAUCUGAAAGUUGGAAGGGACUGAGAGGUGCCCAUCCAACUUCUGUAUAAAGGAGACUCCACCGCUUUCCAACUGAUUCCACUUUCAAACAGCUCUUACAGUCAAGACGUUCUUCCUAACAUUGAGGUGGGAUCUCUUUUCUCGUCAUUUGAAAGUGCUGGUUCUGGGGAAAGCACUUCUUAUGGGUUCAUGUCCUGUUGUAAAGUGUGGCAGGUCCAUUAACAUUUGAUCACAAAUUUGGGUGGCGCACCGUUUCUCAUCCAUGCCUUGGGUGUAGGGUUUCACCGACAGCGACCCAUAUUUAUUUUAAGCGUUAGGACGUCAGUGUGGUUUUUUUGGGACAAAGGUGUACAGAUUUCGACAGAUAUUAUUUUUUGGGCAGGUUGUACAUUAAAAACUUGAAAACAA